Molecule: messenger RNA, 3805 nt
Organism: Rhagoletis zephyria (snowberry fruit fly)
Lineage: Eukaryota; Metazoa; Arthropoda; Insecta; Diptera; Tephritidae
Gene: msk
Product: importin-7 msk
Biological process (GO): protein import into nucleus
Cellular component (GO): nuclear envelope; cytosol
Molecular function (GO): small GTPase binding
Source: RefSeq, a predicted model, not a curated record
CAACUAUUCAUACACAUGUCUUUUAGCAUGUUUAUAUUAAUUUUAUUCCAAUGCACUUUUCCACAGAUUCACAAGAUAAUUGGAUUUGUUCCAACAAUAUUACAAAUUGUUAUGCAAAGCAAUGUUGAUCAACCAGUUCGUCAAGCAGGGGCGAUUUAUCUAAAAAAUCUAAUUACGAACAGUUGGUCUGAUCAUGAGACCAAAGCAGGCGAGCCAAUACCUUUCUCAAUUCAUGAACAAGAUCGUGCUAUGAUACGCGGAUCAAUUGUGGAUGCGAUUGUACAUGCUCCAGAUAUAAUAAAGGUUCAGCUAGCAGUAUGCGUAAAUCACAUUAUCAGAAGUGAUUUUCCUGGGCGCUGGCCACAAGUAGUGGACAACAUCAGCAUUUAUCUACAAAAUCCAGAUGUCAAUGGAUGGAAUGGCGCGCUCCUGACUAUGUAUCAAUUAGUAAAGACGUAUGAAUACAAGCGCUCAGAAGAGCGUGUUCCUCUAAAUGAAGCAAUGAAUCUUCUUCUUCCAAUGAUUUACCAACUGAUGGUUAACUUAAUGAAUGAUCAAUCGGAACAAUCGAUGUUGCUUCAAAAGCAAAUUUUAAAAAUUUACUACGCCUUAACCCAGUACACACUGCCAUUGGAUCUUAUAACAAAAGAAACGUUUUCGCUGUGGAUGGAAAUUUGCCGGCAAAUCGCUGAAAGGCCAAUACCAGACUGCUCACAUAUUGAUGAUGAGGAAAAACCAGAAUUUCCAUGGUGGAAAGUAAAGAAAUGGGCCUUACAUAUAAUAGUACGCAUGUUUGAACGGUAUGCUAUUCGAAGUUGUUUUAAAAUGUUCAACAGUGUGAGUCACUCAUAUUCCUGGAAAUUAAUAAAACCUCACAUGGUCGCUAUAGUACAAGAUGUAAUAUUUCCAAUUAUGUCUUUUACCGAUGCUGAUCAAGAGCUGUGGGAGACUGAUCCACAUGAAUACUUGAGAUUAAAAUUUGAUAUCUUUGAGGACUACGCAACACCGGUGCCAGCAGCACAAUCAUUGUUACACACUUGUUGCAAAAAACGGAAAGGAAUUUUACCAAAAGCCAUGAAUAUAAUAAUGCAGAUCAUAACCUCGCCGAAUGCAGAUAACAAACAAAAAGAUGGCGCUUUGCAUAUGAUUGGGACAUUGGCGGAUGUUUUGCUUAAGAAGCGUGUUUAUCGUGACCAAGUAGAAACCAUGUUAACAACCUAUGUCUUUCCCGAGUUCCAUAACCCUGCUGGUCACAUGCGUGCCCGCGCGUGUUGGGUUUUACACUAUUUUUGCGAUAUCCAGCUCAAGAACCCACAAGUGUUGGCCGAAAUCAUGCGUUUGAAUAUACAUGCAUUGCUCAAUGAUAAAGAGCUGCCAGUUAAAGUUGAAGCAGCAAUCGGCUUGCAGAUGUUCUUGUCAACCAAUGACGAUGCUGCACAAUACGUGGAGAGUCAAAUAAAAGAAAUCACGAAAGAACUGCUAACCAUCAUUCGCGAAACCGAAAACGAAGAUCUGACCAAUGUCAUGCAAAAAAUUAUGUGCACAUUUACAACCCAAUUGCUACCAGUGGCAAUGGAAAUAUGCCAACAUUUGGCUACGACAUUUAGCCAAGUACUAGAAUCCGAUGAAAACUCCGAUGAGAAGGCCAUUACUGCAAUGGGUUUGUUGAACACAAUCGAAACCUUACUUACCGUCAUGGAAGAUCAUCCCGAUGUUUUGUUAAAUUUACAUCCAAUUGUAAUUAAUGUGGUUGGACACAUAUUCCAAAACAACAUCACAGAUUUUUAUGAGGAGACAUUUUCGUUAGUUUUUGAUCUAACUGCGAAAGCAAUUUCACCUGAAAUGUGGCAGAUGAUGGAACUGAUUUAUCAAGUGUUCAAAAAGGAUGGUGUGGAUUAUUUUAUCGAUAUUAUGCCAGCUUUACACAAUUAUGUUACUGUUGAUACGCCCGCUUUCCUUUCCAAUCCGAAUCGACUUUUGGCUAUGUUCGACAUGUGCAAGACUAUGUUGACAAGCAGCCCUGGCGAAGACCCUGAAUGCCAUGCCGCUAAACUACUUGAAGUUAUAAUUCUGCAGUGCAAAGGUCAAAUAGAUUCUGUAAUUCCGAUGUUUGUUGAAUUGGCUUUGUCGCGCCUAACCCGCGAAGUGCAGUCAUCCGAGUUACGAACAAUGUGUUUACAGGUCGUAAUAGCAGCGCUUUAUUAUAAUCCACAACUUUUGCUGACGAUUUUGGAAAAAAUGUCUCAGCCAACUAACGAAUCAAUUUCAUCACAUUUUAUUAAGCAAUGGCUUCAUGAUACUGAUUGUUUCCUAGGAAUUCACGAUCGUAAACUCUGCGUACUUGGACUAUGCACGCUUAUUUCAUUGGGCGACGCCAAGCCACCAGUUCUUAGCGAGGUAGCUGGUAAGAUUUUACCUAAUCUCAUUCUUCUUUUCGAUGGACUUAAACGGGCAUAUGAAUCGCGGGCACAAGAAGAUGACGAGGAGGAGGAAGAAGAUGAUGAAGAUGAUUGCGAAGAAGCAUUAUCAAGCGAUGAAGACGAAGUUGACGAAUUCGCGUCCAACUAUUUGGAACAAAUUGCCGAAAUAUCUAAAACGAAAGGCGCAGAAGCAGGUUUUGAAAUGAAAGCAGAGAUUAAAGAUGACGAAGACUCUGAUGAUGAAGAAGAGGAAUCUGUCGAUGAUCUUAACGAAACUGCGCUUGAGGGCUUUACUACCCCAAUCGACGAAGAAGAAGAAGAAACUGCGAUUGAUGAAUAUGUUACAUUCAAGGAAGUUUUUUCUGCUCUGUCCAACCAAGAUCCAGCUUGGUAUGCUCUUUUAACAGCUGCUCUUACCACAGAACAGACGAAAGCACUUCAAGAAAUUGUGGUCACCGCCGAUCAACGAAAAGCAGCUAAAGAAUCAAAACUUAUUGAGAAACGAGGAGGUUUCGCAUUCCCACAACAAACCGUUCCCACUUCAUUCAAAUUCGGCUCUUAAUACUGAACAUUUGAACUGAGAGCAGCGCGGCAGUGUGCAUCAUCUAAUUCAAGAAUAUAGAAGAGAAGCAUAUGGCUAACUGACGUUAUAACGAAUCUGAAGGUUGCGAUAUACUAUUCUACAAAGGGUAUCGAUGAUCAUGGUGAAUACAAUGUAAUUAUAAAGUGAUUUCUUAACAACGUGUACAUUGUAUAUCUGUUUGUAUUCAGUAUAUAGUAUAUUUCCCAUAACGAAGAUCGGAACUUUUGGAUUCUUAUAGUUUUCUACUAAUGAAAUUUCGAAGCACACAUAUGUAUGGAUGGUAAUGAAAAUUUGAUACAGUUAAAAUGGUUUCAUAUGGUCUCUAAUUAAUACUAUUGUUAACAAAGACUAGCGGAAGCUAGAAGUUACGUGGUGCAUAAUUAUUUAUUAUUGUAUUAUCACAUUUCAACCUAUAACAAAUUACCAAACUAGUUAAAAGUAAAUAUGAUAUAUUUACUGUAUUAUCUCAUUUAAUCAGACCAUUUGAUACCACGAACGACGAUGAAGUAAGAGUAGUAUACACACAUACAUGCAUACAUAUGCGUAUAUCCAAUUGACUAUUAAGUUUACAAUCACUUUUUUAUUUUGAAAUAAAUACAGUUCAUUUAUUUUAAUAUAUGUAUAUAAAUUAACUUUAUUCUAUUUAUGACGAGAAACCAACAUACUUGUUGGUGUAAAAAAGAACAAGUCUACAAAAAAUUGCUUUCGGAAUCAGUUAUGGUAUGCGGAUCCCGAACAAAUUGACACUUUAAUAGACUUGUUCGAUGAAAUAAAAACAAUAAAAACAAACAACAACAAAUUA